AUGUUGUUGACACAUGGCAAGUUUGCCGGAGUGUACAUCCCUGGAUGGUCCACUCUUACUGAUGCACUCGACUCGGCUAUUGGCUCGACGUCGCGAUAUCACAUCAAGAAAGAGAGCUUUACACCCUUACUGAGGUUGAACACAAAUCAUAUCAGCGGCAAUAGCAGAGAAUGUGACGAGUGUGAUGGAAAGAGCGGCGCUCUGAUGAGCCUCGAGGGGGGCGGUCAGACCAAACAUACCACCAUUCAGCAAAGGGCCGAAGACACUACCUCCACCGACACCUGUGAAUUAAGUCCUGAUGAGAAGCAAGACAUGAUAGUUGUGAAACUUGACGAGUUAGCGCAGAGGCUCGAGAGAUACUCUCCGUGUCACAACUCUCUUACUCUUGAAGAAACAGUGGCGACUUCUGACCAAAACGGUGGCCCUUCUACUGAUAGUUUGAACGAAACAACCAAAAACGGCGGCGGUUUUUUCACCCGAUUUUUCGGCGCGUCCUCGACGACCGUCUCUCCUUUUGUGGCUCCACCAGUGGGCUGUAAAGGAUUGUACCUAUGGGGUGGCUGCGGUAGUGGGAAAUCAAUGCUGAUGGAUUUAUUUUUCCAACACGUGAGUGUUCAAGCCAAGAAGAGAGUUCAUUUUCAUGAGUGGAUGAUGCAAGUCCACUCGAGGCUACACGAAUUUCAGUUGAGAAGCUCCAGUAGGAUGGCGAAGUUGAAUGGACAUGAAAACGAUCUUAUCGAUCAAGUUGCUGACGAGAUGAUGAGGGAGGCCUGGCUGCUGUGCUUCGACGAGUUUCAGGUUACUUUUAUUUCGGAUGCGGUUAUUAUGCGACGGUUAUUCAGCAAGCUGUUCGAAAGAGGAUGCGUAGUAGUGGCGACGUCCAAUCGACCCCCCGAGGAUCUUUACAAAAAUGGUCUCAAUAGAGGCCUGUUCCUUCCCUUUAUACCAAUGCUCAAGCGAUUCACAGAGGUGAUUCAACUGGACUCGGAUAUCGAUUAUCGUUAUAUAAUGGCUCAAGCAGCGAAUGGCGGCGAUGAGCGGAGUGUUUAUCUGUCGCCUUUGACAGACUUCAACAGGCGUUUGUUGGAGGCAAAGUUUUAUAAAAUGGCCAAGAAUGAAGUCAAUACGCAUCAGAAGUUGGAGAUCCAAGGGCGUCAUUUAGACGUCCGUAGAGCCGCUCGCCAUACAGCCCUCGCCUGGUUCACUUUCAAAGAGCUUUGUGACAGACCAUUAGGAGCAGCAGACUACCUUGCUAUUGGCAAGCAUUAUCAUACGAUUUUCGUUGAAGAUAUUCCCGUUCUUACAAUCCAUGAGCGAGAUCAGGUACGUCGAUUUAUCACGCUCAUUGACGGGCUAUAUGAAGCUGGCACCAAAUUAGUAUGUUCGGCGGAGGCCGAGCCUGGCAAGCAUUAUCAUACGAUUUUCGUUGAAGAUAUUCCCGUUCUUACAAUCCAUGAGCGAGAUCAGAAUGCCAGAGGACAGGUUGAACAAAUGCAUCAGCAUUCUUCAGGUGCUCUCUUCCGGAUUAGCGAUGAAGACAAGUCGAGCUCAGCGUUCGAUGAAGUCUUCGCUUGGGAUCGAACCGUCUCCAGAUUGAUGGAGCUAUUUCGUCAGAUGCAGUCGGGAGAGUACCUUUCGGAGCACGCCAGGAAGCUUAGUGCUGAUGAAAUGCUCGGCCAAUACGAGUUAAAUAACCUCUCUAAAGAAGACGUUGACGAUUUGUGGUUUAGGUACGAUCGUGAUGAUAGUGGUUCGAUCGAUGUGUCCGAGCUUACACUUUUACUCGAGGACUUGACGGAACAUGUGGAGGGUCAUCGGAAUGUACCGGCCGAAGUGGUGAUCGCCUCGAUGGAUUUUCUGGAUCUCGACAAGAAUGGAGUUAUCGACAGAAACGAAUUCGAGCAAUACUGUCAGAAAUAUGGUUUAGCAUUCGCCGGUCAUAUAACAGUAGUUAAUGCUGAAGCGUGA
Molecule: messenger RNA, 1968 nt
Organism: Perkinsus marinus ATCC 50983
Lineage: Eukaryota; Perkinsozoa; Perkinsida; Perkinsidae
Product: ATPase n2b, putative
Exons: 17
Coding region: 1-1968 (655 amino acids)
Cellular component (GO): cytoplasm; mitochondrion
Molecular function (GO): calcium ion binding; ATP hydrolysis activity; ATP binding
Source: RefSeq, a predicted model, not a curated record